CACUCUAACACACAUUUUUUGAAAGGUCGCAAGUGGCAGGUUCUUGUCGCCGUCGUCUCGUCCAAAUCCGCAUGUUAAAAUUUCGCGGAGAGUUUUUUUUUCUUUUUCUUUUUCCAAAUUGAAAUUCCAUAAAAAAGAAAAAUUCACACAAAAACCUUAUUCAUUUUGGUAUAAAAUAAAGAAAAGAAAAAUAGAAACGAACUAAACAUGGCUGAUUUAGAUGAUUUUUUUGCUAAAAAAGAUCGUAAAAAGUCGAAAGGAAAAAAAUUCCUCACUGCCGAUGAGUUGGUCAAGAAUUUGGAAGACACGUCAAAACGUGAGCAGCCACCAAAGCCAAAAAAAGAACCAACUCCAGUUUUAGCUGCUGUAGUUGAUGAUCCAGCCAAUGCAGCCAACGCAACUGUGGCAAGUGAAAACAAUGAAAAUCCAAUCAAUGCCAUUGAACAGGUCGCUCCCAACAAUACUGCUCCACCUCCACCAGCAGCAGUUGAAGAAGAAUGGAAAGAAAUCGAAGUGGAACGAAAGGAUUACAGCGGAUUGAAGAUCGGCCAACUGACAAUCAACGAAGACGACUUGAAUCAGCGGGAUGAGGCCGAGAGCUACGAUGACGAUGAAAACGAGGGCAAUGAGAAUUACCAGAUGUCCGAUUCGAAGGGCAACGGCCCUUGGAAGAAGGUCAUACCGGCCGAGGAGGUGACACAGAUUCCCAUGCCCGCUGUUGGUCCGGCGACAGGCGCAUCAGUUUAUAUUUCACCGGCUCUUCGUAAUAGUCAAAACGCAUCGGCACUCCGCAUGAAUAAACUUCGCAAAGGAACAGCACCCGAUAUUACCAACGAGGAUUAUUUCCCAACACUGGGUGCCGCCCGACCUGAGGAACAGAAGAAAAAGAAGAACGAACCUGCAUUUGAGGAAGUUCGACAUGGUGGCCGUGUGCAGCGAGUACAAGAGCAAACUGCAGCCCCAGUCUCUGUAGGGAAUCGUUUUAAGUCUCUUGAAGAUGACGAUAGCUAGACUAUCGUUGUAGCAAGCCAUCCCAACUCUUAAAUCUAAUUGCAAAUAUUUUUCUAACUUUGUUUCGAGAACGAGUAAAAACAAAAAUAUUUAUCAUGAAGAAUAAAAUCAAACAAAUUAACAACAAAAACAAAAAUUAAAUUUGCAAACAAAAACAAAAUAUACCUAAAGGCUGUGGUGCUGCUCCGCUGCUGCUUUUGUGCUCUUCUCCCCAGCUCAUAAACGAUUUCAAAAACAAAACAAACAAAAUACAUAAAAACCUUCGCUUCAUUCUCUGUUGUUCCGUAUAAUUCCCUUUUUUGCUGCUUCUCGUUAUUUUAGCAGUUGCCGUCGAUUGUAAUUUCUUUUUUUUUUAUUUUUUGUUUGAAUAAAUUUUAUAUUUUUGUUUAACACUUUAUACAAACAAAAAAAAACAAAAUUUGCAAUUAACGAAAGAUGCAUAAAUAGGUAUUUUUUAAUAUUUUCAUAA
Episyrphus balteatus (marmalade hoverfly) is the source of this 1480-nucleotide messenger RNA. RefSeq names its product protein CDV3 homolog. Bases 208 to 1011 code for a protein of 267 amino acids. Gene Ontology annotation, cellular component: cytoplasm. The record is from RefSeq and is a predicted model, not a curated record. The transcript is spliced from 3 exons. Lineage: Eukaryota; Metazoa; Arthropoda; Insecta; Diptera; Syrphidae.